AUGAGAUUAAAAGAUAGGAAUAUUCCUUUUUUAUGUCUUACAAAUGGAGGAGGAGUUUUGGAAAAGGCUAAAACCUCUCAACUCAACAAUAUUUUGGAUUUACCAAAGGAAUAUCAAUUAACAUCGGAACAAAUGAUUUUAAGUCAUACCCCAUUUCAAGAAUUUGCAAAGGAUUACAAGGAUAAAAAUGUUUUAAUUGUUGGUGGAUAUGAUUGUUUGAAUGUGGCUAAAUCUUAUGGAUUUGAAAAUGCUAUUCAUGUUACUGAUUAUCAUAAAAAAUAUCCAUUCAUUUAUAGUAUUUUCCCACCAAGAGAUAUUACAAAGGAUGAAUAUGAAAGUAUGAAGAAAUUGUACAAUUUUAAUGUAGAUCCAAAGGAUGCUGUUAGUGCUGUACUUUUUAUGUAUGAAAGUGAUCAUUUAGGACGCGAUAUUCAAGUUGUUAUGGAUUUAGUUUUGGCUAAUAAUGGUGUUCCUGGACAUACUGAGGAUUAUAACUUGGUUGACCAUAAACAAAAUUGUAAAUUAAUCAUGUCCAAUGCUGAUUUCCUUUAUUCAUCAUCUUUCUCAUGGCCAAGAUUUGGACAAGGAAUGAUUAAAUUAUGUUUAAAGAAUAUUUACAGAGAAUUAACUCAAAAAGAACUCAAUAUUACACAAUAUGGUAAACCUGAAAAGGUAACAUAUGAUUUUUGUCAAAAGAGACUUGAGGAAUUAGCCAAAAAUCAAGGAAUUUCAGAACCUUUAUCUACCAUUUAUAUGGUUGGUGAUAAUUUACUUUCCGAUAUCAAAGGAGCCAAUCAAGCAGGAGGUGUCUGGAGAUCAGUUCUAGUAAAAACUGGACUUUACAAGGGUGAAUUAGAUCAUCAAAAUCCAGCUCACUACAUUACACCAGAUGUUUUUACUUUUGUUAUGGAACAUUCAUAA
Naegleria gruberi is the source of this 921-nucleotide messenger RNA. RefSeq lists its product as uncharacterized. Gene Ontology annotation, biological process: glycerophospholipid biosynthetic process. The transcript has 5 exons. Gene Ontology annotation, cellular component: mitochondrion. The coding region runs from base 1 to 921 and encodes 306 amino acids. Lineage: Eukaryota; Heterolobosea; Eutetramitea; Acrasida; Naegleriidae. The record is from RefSeq and is a predicted model, not a curated record.